AACAUAUACACAAAUAAUCCAAUCCUUCAAUUCGAACCUGAUGAAUCUCAAUUUUGAGAUAUGAGGUGGUUUGUAUUGCUACUUCUUCUUCUUCUUCUUCUUCUUCUUCUUCUUCUUCAUUCUCCAUCAUACACUUGCUCAUCAGUAGCGUUGCCAGCAUUGUGCAACCAUGAUGACAGCUCAAACUUGCUCCAAUUCAAGAACUCUUUUGCCAUCAAAACUUCAUUUUGGAUGACGCCUUAUUGUUCGUCUUAUUCCAAGACAGCAUCAUGGAAAAAUGGAACUGACUGUUGCCAGUGGGAUGGUGUCACGUGCGACACCGUGUCAGGGCACGUGAUUGGUCUCGACCUCAGUUGCAGCAUGCUUCACGGUAAGUUUCGUCCCAACAGCACACUUUUCCAUCUCAUUCAUCUUCAACAACUCAACCUGGCUUACAAUGAAUUCCCUGCCUCUCUACUGUCAUCUGAAAUCGGCGAUCUUGUGAGUCUCACUCAUCUGAAUCUAUCUUACUCAGGAUUGAGUGGUGAUAUUCCAUCCACAAUCUCUCAAUUGUCUAAAUUAGUUUCACUUGAUCUUGGGGGAUAUACAGAAUUUAGACUUGAUCCAUCGACAUGGAACAAGCUCAUUGUUAACACUACUAAUUUGAAAGAGCUAGUUCUAGAUGAGAUAGACAUGUCAGCAAUCAGGGAAGGUUCAUUGUCGUUGUUGAUGAAUUUGUCAGCAUCUUUAGUCUCCCUGAAUCUUCAAGAAACUGGAUUGCAUGGACAAUUUCCGAUUUCCAUUCUUUGCUUACCAAAUCUUCAAGAGCUAAGGUUGUCAGGAAAUUGAGGUAAUCUUCCCAAGUCCAACUGGAGUGCUCCUCUGAGGGUUUUGGAUCUCUUCUACACAGCUUUCUCAGGAGAAAUACCAGACUCCAUAGGCCAGUUGAAGUCUCUUAACCAAUUAUGGCUUACUGAUUGCGAUUUUGAAGGAUUGGUUCCUCCCUCUUUGUGGAACCUCACUCAACUAACAACUUUGGCCUCCGCAAAAAAUAGACUUCAUGGAGUGAUUCCCAAAUGGUUUAAUGAGCUGUUAUACAAAUGGAACAUAAACUUCAUUGAUCUUAGUUUCAACAAGUUGCAAGGAGAUCUUCCAAAUCCACCAGAUGGCAGCUAUUACUUUUCAGCUUCAAACAACAACUUCACUGGAGGAAUUUCUCCAACAAUUUGCAAUGGAAGGUCCCUGAGUUUGCUAAUUCUGUCCCACAACAAUUUGAGUGGCGAUAUUCCCCAAUGUUUGGGAACCUUUCCUUCACUCCAGGUUUUGGAUUUGCAAAUCAACCAUUUUUAUGGAAGCAUACCUGCAUACUUCUCCAAGACUAAUGCUCUUGAGGCGAUAAAGUUGAAUGGCAACCAAUUGGAGGGACCAGUACCGCAAUCUUUGGCUCAUUGCACAAAACUGGAAGUUCUAGACCUUGGUGACAAUAAAAUAGAAGAUGUCUUUCCCAACUGGUUAGAAACUCUUGAAGAAUUACAAGUACUUAGUUUACGAAAUAACAAAUUUCAUGGUACCAUCACUAGUUUGAGUAUGAGGCAUCCAUUUCCCAAGUUGAGAAUUCUUGAUGUGUCUAAUAACAAUUUCAAUGGCCCCUUGCCAAUGCAAUACUUCAAAGAGUUUCAAGGAAUGAUGACUGUGGAUGAUAGUAGCCAAGAGUAUAUGAUUACCAAUAGGGAUAGAACCCACGGUUCAUAUAAUGAUUCUGUGGUGGUCAUUAUGAAAGGUCAAGUGAGAGAAUUGGCAAGGAUAUUAACUAUUUUCACAACCAUAGACAUGUCAAAUAACUUGUUUGAGGGGGUGAUUCCACAUGUCAUUGGAGGAUUAUAUUCUCUCAAAGGACUUAACCUCUCACACAAUGCAAUCACCGGAACUAUUCCACAAUCAAUGGGAAAAUUGACUAAUUUAGAAUGGUUGGACCUUUCAUGGAACCAACUGAGGGGUGAGAUUCCUAUGACUCUGACAAAUUUGAAUUUCCUCUCUGUUCUAAACCUUUCACAAAAUCAAUUGGAAGGAAUCAUACCAACAGGAAAACAGUUCAACACAUUCCAAAAUGAUUCCUACGGAGGAAAUCCAAUGCUAUGUGGACUCCCUUUGUCAAAAUGGUGCGGCAAUGAUGAAGAGGUGCCAUCUUCAAUAUUUCAAGAGGAAUUGGAAUCAGGAUUUGGAUGGAAACCUGUAGCUAUGGGAUAUGCGUGUGGUACGUUGUUUGGAAUGAUCUUAGGUACUUGUUUUCUCUUGAGUGGAAGGCCCCAAUGGCUUGCAAGGCUUGUUGGAAUUCAGAAUGCAAGAGUGAAGAGACCAAACACCAGAGCCCAGGGAAAUCGUAGAAGAAGAAUGAAUUAGCUUAAUAUGUUUUUCUUUUGUUUUCUAUUUUAGUUUGUUGUAAGUUAACUUUUCUCUUUGUGAAAUAAAUGUGUGAUCUAUGCUAUACU
Arachis stenosperma is the source of this 2468-nucleotide messenger RNA. RefSeq names its product receptor-like protein 9DC3. The record is from RefSeq and is a predicted model, not a curated record. NCBI's taxonomy places the organism in Eukaryota, Viridiplantae, Streptophyta, Magnoliopsida, Fabales, Fabaceae. Gene Ontology annotation, molecular function: protein binding.